Molecule: messenger RNA, 1320 nt
Organism: Tetranychus urticae (two-spotted spider mite)
Lineage: Eukaryota; Metazoa; Arthropoda; Arachnida; Trombidiformes; Tetranychidae
Product: Hen1 methyltransferase
Biological process (GO): RNA methylation; piRNA processing; siRNA processing
Cellular component (GO): nucleus; cytoplasm
Molecular function (GO): RNA methyltransferase activity; O-methyltransferase activity
Source: RefSeq, a predicted model, not a curated record
CGGAUCCGAAUAUCGAAAUAUGGCUUAUGAGCAUUGAGUUGACACUUACAGUUACACUUUUAGUUAACUUUUGGUUAAGUGCAGCUCCAUUAAUUAAUUUAUUGAUUGUGUUUAAAUAUUAGUAUUGUCUUUGUUUUCCUGUUAAUUCACUGAAGACUUGUCAACUUUAUCCGAAUCACUACUGUAUUCAUUGUUCAUAAACAUUGUUGAUUCCAAAUUGUAAAUCACAAUGGCUGUUGAAGUACCAGUAGUGGACCAGAAGGAAAUAGCUUUGGAAAGCACUCCAACCAUUUUUACUCCACCACUUUAUUUACAACGUUAUGAUGCAGUGGUAAAAGCAAUUGCGAAUCACUCAACACCUAUCAAAUCUGUUGCUGAUCUGGGCUGUGCAGAAGGUAAUCUUCUGAGGUUUGUCAAAACAAUAAAACAUGUUGAGAAAAUAAUCGCCGUUGACAGGGACAGAUUUGUGCUGGAAUAUGCUAAUCGGAGGAUUGAACCAGUUGCCUGUGAUUAUGUUCUUGGUCGAGAGUUCCAGCUAGAUAUACUUAUUUACGAAGGUGAUAUUUGCAAACCUGAUCCUCGAUUAAUUGGUUUAGAUGCUAUAACUUGUGUUGAAGUGAUUGAACACAUGGAAGAGAGUAAAGUUGAUGAACUAGCCAAUUGUAUUUUCGGUAUCUAUAAGCCAAAAUUGGUGGCUAUAACAACACCAAAUUUUGAGUUCAAUGUGGUUUUUGGUAACAAGGAACUGACUUUUCGUCACUAUGAUCACAAAUUUGAAUGGACGCGAUCUCAGUUUGCCGAAUGGUGCGAAAAAGUGGUAAAAUCUUAUCCAGAUUUUGUUUAUGAAAUUACAGGUGUUGGUUUACCCACAGAAGACUUUCCAAAUGUCGGAUUCGCAUCUCAAAUUGCAUUUUUUCGUUUAAUUUCAACUAAUGGUCCAAGAUUUGAGACAAAUGUUCAAGAAAAUUACAAACAACUAUGGAAAUACAAAAUCGAACAGAAGGAACAACAAGUAUUUGAGUUUGUUGAUUGGUAAUUGGUCAAUCUUGUGGAUCUAAUCAUGCUUAAAAUCAAGGAAUUCAAUGUGACUGAAAUCUCUGUGAUAUUAAUUUGAAAAACUGCCAUAAAUAAGUUUUGACAAAUAACAACAGAUGGUGCUAUUUUAAAUGACUCUAAAUAUCUGACAAGGUAUCUGAUCCUGGACUCACUUUGAUAGUACAAUGAUUGAACGUUAGAAAAUUGAAUUGAAUUCAUUUUCAUCUUUUGUUCUUUAAUUUUUAUUAUUAUUAUGAUUAAAAUUAAAUUAGUUUGUUAUUUUUA